UUAUUUAUUAUUUGUGAAUGAUUAUAAUUAUGUCAGCGGCAAAAUUAAUCCAUAAACACAAAUAGAUUUUAUUUUACAAAACAAUCAAGAUUUUUGUAAUAAAAAAAGAAAUAGAUUCUUCAAGAAGUUUAGAUAUUUCCUGAUAUGGGGUUGUUUGGUAAAUCUAACGAAAGGAAUCCAAAAGAGAUGGUAAACGAAUGGUCACACAAGAUCCGAAAAGAAGGAUAUCAACUUGAUCGUCAAAUUAGAGCUAUACAACGGGAAGAAGAAAAGGUCAGAAGAUCUCUGAAGGAAGCUGCAAAGAAAAAUGAUAAAGACACCUGCCUUAUUUUAGCUAAAGAGAUAUUGAGAGCUAGAAAAUCUGUCAAUAAAAUUCAUACCACUAAGGCACACCUUAAUUCAAUUAAUCUACAAAUGAAAAACCAAUUAGCUACUCUUCGAGUUGCUGGUUCUCUGGCAAAGUCUACAGAAGUUAUGCAGGCAAUGCAGUCAUUAGUAAGGAUUCCUGAAGUGGCUAACACAAUGAGAGAAAUGUCAAAAGAAAUGAUGAAAGCAGGAAUUAUUGAAGAAAUGAUAGAUGAAUCCAUGGAUGUUUUAGAAGAUUCUGAAGAAAUGGAAGAUGAAGCACAAAAAGAAGUAGAUAAAGUCUUAUGGGAAGUAACUGAAGGUAAACUAGGAGAAGCUCCAGAACCUCCUGUUUCUGAAGCUGCAGCAGAACCUGCAGCACCUCCAACUGAAGAAAGCGAAGAAGAUAUACAAGAAAUGCAAAGCAGAUUAGCAGCACUGAGGUCAUAGAAAGUAUUACUGUUUUAUCUCAGUAUUAAUGAUAUAUUAACAGCUUUUGAAUUGUACAGUUCUGUCUGUCAAUAUUACUAAUUAUCAUCUUUAAAAAUAUUAUAAUUCAGCAGUUAUUAAUAAUAGUUUAUAUUAUAAAUAAAUCCAGCACUGUUAUAGUUAAAAUAAUACUGCUCUAGGAAGAGGAGAAUGUGAACUUAUUUAAUAAUACCGAAUUAUUCUUCAUAUAAUUAUUUAUUCCAAAAGAUUUUUUCCAACUUUCACAUUCUUUCUGUGGUGUUAAUUAUUUGAAAAUGUGAAGUAGC
This is a messenger RNA of Agrilus planipennis (emerald ash borer), 1100 nucleotides long. It is a transcript of the gene Vps24, whose product is annotated as charged multivesicular body protein 3. The transcript is spliced from 4 exons. NCBI's taxonomy places the organism in Eukaryota, Metazoa, Arthropoda, Insecta, Coleoptera, Buprestidae. Gene Ontology annotation, biological process: late endosome to vacuole transport; endosome transport via multivesicular body sorting pathway; protein transport. Gene Ontology annotation, cellular component: ESCRT III complex; multivesicular body. The record is from RefSeq and is a predicted model, not a curated record. Bases 145 to 795 code for a protein of 216 amino acids.